This is a messenger RNA of Cydia pomonella (codling moth), 2277 nucleotides long. RefSeq lists its product as uncharacterized. Gene Ontology annotation, molecular function: zinc ion binding; nucleic acid binding. The transcript has a single exon. The coding region runs from base 1 to 2277 and encodes 758 amino acids. The record is from RefSeq and is a predicted model, not a curated record. NCBI's taxonomy places the organism in Eukaryota, Metazoa, Arthropoda, Insecta, Lepidoptera, Tortricidae.
AUGGGUUUGGAGGGGGAAACCCCGGAUCCGGGUGGGGAAAAGAGAAGAGAAGGGGGGGAGACAAACAAAAGGGGGGGUCACGGGCGAUUUGGGGAAAGGGGGACCAACUCGGAAUCUCGAAGUGAGGCGAGAUCGGAGGUGAGCCAGGAUGGCGAGGAGUCUGGAAGAGGGUACAUUGGGGGGGGGGAUGUCUCUCCCACCCCUAGCUUGGGAAGAUUUUGGGCGGGUAAUAAAAGGAGGGUAAGGCGCCUCUCAGAGACGUCUUCUGAUGAGUGGGGCAGUGUGAUUGAGACGGAUGGAGCCAGGAGCCUGAACUCUGAUGGAACAGGGGGGGAAAAAAGGGGAAGAAGUGAGAAAAGGGUUAGGGACAACCUAGAAAGUGAAGGUGAAGGUGAAACUCCGGUGCGCAAAGUGAGCACCUCCCGCCGUGGCCGAGGCAAAGGCCACUACACGGGGCUGUGCGCCGCCAAAAAACAGCUGGAGAACUACGAAACGGAGACAGAGACGGACGCCCCCUAUAGUCCCAAGCCUAAACGGAACUCGGGCAGGCGAUCGCAAAGCCCAAUGGACGCCGAUGAAAACCCAGCGGGAUUUGAAACCCCUGGCAGCCGCAUCAAGGCCUGUGCGCAGGAAAUAAUGAAGGGUGCGGCCAAGAGCAAAAAUCUCAAAGGCGAGAUUUGGGGCCAAAUUAACUCUGCAUGUAGAGAAUUAAUAAAUCUCGCAGAGUCGCUUGGAGAGUCUGAGGUUGUCCGCGCGCUGAAAGCGGACAACGAAAGGAUGCGCAGCGAAUUGGAGAAUCUUCGCUUAGAAACGAAGGCGCUGCGCAAAGCCUUCUCGGAGCGCAAAAAGACGACGGAGCCAGCGCAGGGGAGAGCAGACACGCAUACCCUCCUUGAAGAGUUGGGUAAUUUAAUGGACGUUCGCCUAGGGAACUUCAGGAGUGAAAUCUUCAAGUCCCUAGGGAAUAUGGUCAAUGCUCGCCUUGAGAGCGUAGAGGGACGAUUGCCGCCAGAGCCCAUCCGCCGGCCACCGCUGGCUGCUGAUAGGAGGAGGAUCCGAGAGAGCCAAGACCUAGAGAUGGACGUAGAAACAAUGGCGCACCAGGUUGAUGAACCUAGUGCCCCAAGGCCGGAAAAAAGGAAUAGGGGGGCAUCUCUAGCGGUCUCACAAACGGCGGCCAACCAACCAGCAGGGGAGGCACCCCGUGCGGCAGUAAGGCCCCAGCUGUCGCAGGCCCAACCCAGACCGGUACCUACACCGAGGGAUAAAAAACUAGUGGUCCCAGCUCCCAGGGUACCAAGGAAGCAGGCUCGUCCGGGUGUGCCACCACCUGCGCCGCCCGCACCCCCACAGAACGAAUGGACCACGGUGGUUAAGAAGGGGAAGGGUAAGGCCAAGGGCAAGAGCCCUGCCUCUCCCCAGACCCAACAGCAGCAGACCCCAAAAAAGAAGACGGCCCCAAAACUAGUGGCCCCAACCAUGGCGGCGGUUGUCGUGGCCCUCAAGCCUGACUCCCAAACCGACUACAGAACGGUCAUGGAGAGGGCCACUACACUGAAACUGGCGGAGCUGGGUGUCGACCACCUAAAUGUGCGCAAAACGGCCACAGGGGCGCGAAUUAUAGAGGUCCCCGGGGCGCAGAGCAGCCAGGCGGCCGACAACCUGACGGACCGUCUCCGGAAUCUAAUAGGCGAUGUGGCUGACGUCUACCGGCCAAUUAAAAAGGCGGAAAUCAAAAUUUCUGGUUUUGACGAGUCCGUGACACCAGAAAUUUUGAAAAAGGAGGUUGCUGCCAGAGGUAACUGUCAAGUAGAACAGGUGACGGUUGGGGCGAUCAGGAUGGCGGCCAAUGGGACUGGCUCUGUCAUCAUACGUUGCCCACUAUCAACGGCCAAAGUGGUAGUCACGACAGGUCGCAUCGUGAUUGGGUGGUCGGCGGCCCGAGUGGAAGCCUUGGAACAGCUGCCCUUACGCUGUUACCGAUGCAUGGGGACGGGACAUACGAGGCCUCUAUGCCCGUCCUCGGUGGAUAGGAGUGACUGGUGCUAUAGGUGCAGCAAACCAGGUCACAAAAGCCAUGACUGCACAGCGUUGGCCCCCUGGUGCGCCGUAUGCCACCAUGCUGGGUUAAAGGCGGGACACGUGAUGGGUGGGCAAGCCUGCACCCCCCCACCAGUUAAAGGGAAGGAGGCCUACAGGACUGGUCCCGCAAAUGCCGCUGCGACCGCCCCCCGGAAUGUGCCUAAUCGGACGGAACGCCAGCCCAUGGAAACUUAA